UAGCCGAUUAAUAUUUUGGCUAUAUAAAUUUUGUAGUUUUGUUACAAACAUCAUGCUGAAGUAAACUCUUAACUCAAUGUUACUUUGGUUCUGUGCAAGACAACAGCACUCAACUUGGUUCGGGUAGCGAACCCUGGCGAAGUUCAAAAAACGUUUCGUUUCGUUAGUUGUUUUCAAUGGCGACAGCGCCCAAGCGCAAGGCUGACCCAACGGCGCCAGUUGCUCAAACUUCAUCGCAAGAGCUCGUUACCGAGAGUUCGGGUCGACGCCAGGAUCAGAAAGUCUAUACAUUCAACAACGAGAAGGGUGCGGCCAAGGGUGCCGCUGCGCCCAUCAAAGAUGAUAAGGGAAAACCACAGAAGACCAUACUUGAGGAGCAUGGCAUUAUACUGGGCAAGGUCAUUGGCACGGGCAACUAUGCCAAGGUGAAAAUCGGUUUCUCCGAGGAGUACGGCAAGCGUGUGGCCGUCAAAAUUAUAUCCAAAGUCAAAGCGCCCGCCGAGUAUACGCAAAAGUUUCUGCCGCGUGAAAUUGAAGCCGUUAAGGGAUUGCAUCAUGAUAAUCUGAUUACGUUCUAUCAGAGCAUUGAGACCAGUCAUCGCGUCUAUUUGAUAAUGCAGCUG
Molecule: messenger RNA, 623 nt
Organism: Drosophila busckii
Lineage: Eukaryota; Metazoa; Arthropoda; Insecta; Diptera; Drosophilidae
Product: testis-specific serine/threonine-protein kinase 4-like
Biological process (GO): protein phosphorylation; microtubule cytoskeleton organization; intracellular signal transduction
Cellular component (GO): cytoplasm
Molecular function (GO): protein serine/threonine kinase activity; ATP binding; tau-protein kinase activity
Source: RefSeq, a predicted model, not a curated record